This is a messenger RNA of Diorhabda carinulata, 4698 nucleotides long. Its product is annotated as alpha-(1,3)-fucosyltransferase 10-like. The transcript is spliced from 6 exons. Gene Ontology annotation, cellular component: membrane. Lineage: Eukaryota; Metazoa; Arthropoda; Insecta; Coleoptera; Chrysomelidae. The coding region runs from base 317 to 1585 and encodes 422 amino acids. The record is from RefSeq and is a predicted model, not a curated record. Gene Ontology annotation, molecular function: alpha-(1->3)-fucosyltransferase activity.
UGUAGGAUAUUUUUCAAGAUUAUAAAGAACCUUUAUUAGUGAUAAAGGUCGAAACACUUCAUAUAAUUAUGAAUAUUUUUAGUUAUUUUAUAAAAAGCGUUUAUAUCAUUAACAGGACUAAAGAUAGUACCGUGUAAAAAUCAUAUUAAUCAUAUGAUUCAUCACAGUCACUGUUUAAAUAAGAUGACCUGAGUUAAGGACUUUGAACUUGAGGAAUGUGUAGCACAUUGUGUCUAGGAAGUGAGAUGUGUAAUACGAAAAUUAUAAGAAUGCCAUUAUAAUACCGUAACACAAAUUAUAAAAACCUCAAAACCAGAUGUUCUUCAUACUGAAUUAUCUAUGCCGAAUAAAAUUAUCGCGCCUUAUUAAAUUUCUAUACUUUGCAUUUCUUUUAAUAAUUUUUUAUUUUUUAAUUAAGGUAUUUCAUUAUGAAAAGUCUCAAAAAAUUAUUUUAUGGUGGACACCUUUCAUGCCAAAUUAUGAUAGGAUAGUAAAAUGCCAGCCUGGCGGAUAUAAAUGUAUACUAAGUAGUAAAAGAGAAUAUUUGCAUGACAAUAAACUGGGUGCGUUGAUGUUUUAUGGAAGCAAAAUUCUUAAUCAUGAUUUUCCUUUGCCAAGAAACGAAAAAAUUCCUUGGGCAAUUUUUCAUGAAGAAUCUCCAAAGAAUUAUGGUCCCAUAUUAUUUAAAGAAACACAAGACUUAUUUAAUAUUACAUCAACAUUUAGCCAAAACAGUGAUUUUCCUGUAACUUUGCAGUAUUUUGGAAACCUAAGUCUUCUGACAGAUGAAAAAUAUUUUGUCUCCUUGGAAGACAAAAAUUUGUUUUUGAAGCAACUUUCGCCAGUAUUAUAUAUACAAUCAGACUGUGAUACCCCUAUUGGAAGAGAUUAUUUUGUAGAAGAAUUAUCGAAAUAUAUAAAAAUUGAUAGUUAUGGUAAUUGCUUGAAAAAUAAGGAGUUUCCAAAAGGAUUAUCAAAAUUAUAUCCUUUAGAUGUUUAUAAUGAGGAAUUUAUGAAAUUUAUAGCGAAAUACAAAUUUAUAAUUUCUAUUGAAAAUGCUGCAUGUGAAGAUUAUGUGACAGAAAAAUUUUGGAGACCACUCAUUGUUGGUAGUAUACCCGUUUAUCUAGGCGCUACCAAUAUAAAGGAUUGGAUGCCAAACAAGAAUUCAGCUAUUUUAGUGAAGAAUUUUAAAAAUGCGCAAUCUUUGGCGGAAUUCAUAAAAUAUGUAAAUGAAAAUGAUACUUUAUAUAACAGUUUUUUAACACAUAAAACUCUAAAGAAAAUAGAAAAUAACCUGUUGAAAUCUCAAAUUUUAACAGAUAAUCCCAUAACCGAUUUUGAAUGUUAUGUUUGCACACAUAUACAUGAACAGAUGAACGAUUACAAAAUAGAAAACAAAAAUAUUUAUAAAUGUCCAAAACCGAACCCACACAACAAAGAAAACACUUGGGAUCAACAUUGGGAUAUAGGAAGAUGUCAAUCAAGAGCACUUAAACUUUUGAUAAGCAAGAAUGUAUCCUAUACAGAAGAAAAAUUCGAAGAAACUUGGAAGUAUCUUUAUUACAACAAAAAAUGCUAUUAAAUUUUUUUAUCCUUCGACCUAAUUCUCUAUACGGAUGCUUCCAAAGCUGAAUCCGGUGUCGGUUGCGCAGUUACUACAAAUCACGAACUUAUAAGUUCUUUCCGCUUACCCUCGACGUGUAGUGUUUGCACUGGUGUGCAUACAGUAUACUUCAAGCUUUCAAAUUUAUCUCUCCUCCCAAUAAACAUAUCACCUUAUGUAAUGACUCUCUUUCAUCCAUUCACCGACCAUCCAAUAAUCCAACAUUCAUGACAUCUACCAAACUCUCAUUGUUCUUGAUAUAACAGCCUUUCUCAUCUGGCUUCCAUCGCACACUGGAAUUACUGGAAACGAAUCUACAGAUCGCCAUGCCAAAGAAGCUACAAAGAAUCAUCCUAAAAUUCCAGUUCAAGUUGCCAAUGAUCUGAAAACUAACUUCAAAAAUCUUAGCGCUAUAUUUAGGGCAAGAGUACUACAGCAUUACAAAACUUACUCACAGCUAUUUAAUCAGAAAGUCAUCCUGUCUGACAAAGUUGUCACGUUCUUGUGUCUGUUAAGUACAUCCUCACAGACUGAAGAGAAUACUCUACCGCAUACCAGCAGUUUGAUAUGAAAACCAACCUCAAUGAGACCCUUAACUGCCCGACGGAAAUGAAGAAAAUCAUAGAGCUUCUUGGUGAUGGCGUUGUGCGUGUUCGGGCUUGAAUCCGAAUUGGAGCUUUAGAAUUGUAUUAUGCUCGGUACAGAAGUCCCAGAUUCUGUCUUUGAUCAGACGUUUAAGGACUUUACCCAGGACGCUGAUGAGCGAUAGAGGGCGGUAAGAUUCAGGGUCUUUGCCGGGUGUGGAAAUGAUAUCAGUGCUGGCGGAUUUCCAGAAUUGGGGAAAGUAUGAAUAUGCCAAGCAAGCGCUAAAUAGGCCUCAGAGCUGGAGGAAGGCUGUCUCUGCCAGGUUUUCCAAUACUUGCUUGAGAUCCCGUUCCGCCCGGGAGCGGAGCUCCUCCCAGCUCGGCAAGACAACUAAACGACUUAUUUGGAAUUUCUGGGACCGUUAGUGAUAUUCAUAUUGAAUACACUAGCUGCUUUCCAUUUACAUUCAAUUGAACUGAGACACUCAGUUAUGUGAGUAUCUUAUACACAGAUAAUGACGUCAUUGUGCAGAUUGCUGGUAAAAACUCAGUUGGGUCUUAUUUGGGAGACGGAAAAGGAACGUACAUUAAACGACGUCAGAAUAAUCUAAGUUUUGAUGUUAAUGGAAAGCAGCUACUAUUCACACUUCUACUAACCAAAGGUUUGUUUUUGGUAGCUGUACUGAACUGGACCAGUGCAGACCAGUUCAUGAGUGUAUAGAAUUAGUUCGAUCGGAUACAAAAAACGAUUUAGUACAGAGAGCAAUGGAGCAUUUGUUGACUGUUGUAUUUGAGGUUAUUUGAUGUGAUUCAGGCCUUGUAGUAUUAAGAAUAAUGGAAAACGAUUUAGUACUUUUUAAUAUUUUAUGUAAUAUGACGAAGAUAUAAUGCUACCGUUUCCAGAUUACAUUGUAUUGCACUGCGUUGAUUGAACUUAUUCUAGACCCAGUACAAGCAGUACAGUGAACUGGGUGAACUAGUUAUCUUGCACUGCUACUAAGAACAGCGACACUAGCGCCGAUUCUGCUACAAAUAACGCUUUAGUGUACACUUCCUGAACUAAUUCUGCAAGUGCAGCUACCAGAAAAAACCUUAACACUCACAAUUACAUUUCACCUUCAGUCUCUGAAGACGAUAACUUGGUUAUCGAAACUGGAAUCAGGCAGUGUAUAUUGGUGUAGUGGUGGUGUAAACAUUGUGCUCAGUAUUAUUGAUUUUUCAAAACUUAAAUAAUUUUAAAAAUUAGUUUUUUGUCAAGCAAGUCUAAACCUCAAAAAAUAAAAAGAAAGGUUAUGUUUUAUUUCUUAAAAGAUUCAUUUCAUCUUUCCAGGUACACUUUGUAGAUAGAGUCAGGGCCGGAUUAAGAUUUAUAAGGCCCGAGGCUUAAAGGGCCCCCUUAAAGAAUCCAGAAACCUGGAAAAACAAGAGUAAUAGAAGUGAUAGGUAUUUCCAAUAAAUUAAUUAUAUCACAUAUUUUCUGUACAAAUAUAAUGUUUUCCAAAAGAUGGGGCUCGCGGCUAUACCCCCCCCAGGUCCAUAGCUUAAUCCGGCCCUGGAUAGAAUUAAUUAUUAAUUCACCAAUGACGCCUUCUAAAGGAUUUAAAAACUUUAAAAAAAUUUGCACAUACCUAAAUAAGUUGAGAUUGGCCAAUCACUCUUUAAUAUAAAUAAUCAAGGUCAUCCGUUUUGAACUAAGAGCGACGACUUGACAUAUUAUAUCGAUUAAACUUGUUAAAAUUAUAACAUGAAAAAUAAUUCAAUGCAAAUGUUUUGUUAGAGAAUUAUAAACGCUGCUAUAGUAACGGAGUAUGUUUAUUAUAUCAGGUUUGACAUUUCUAUCCAAAAAAUAUCAGUAUUAUUAAGACAGUUCCAUUUUAUAAAAUCUCCCGAAUAUUAACCAUUUGUUUUGGAAAAUAUUUAUGGCUACAGCCCCCAGAGAUGGAAUUCGUAUCUUAAACAAGUUAAACGAUUGCACUAUAUGCGACAGCAUACAGAAUAUAGCUCCUUCUCCGACCCUUUGUGAUUUACACGAUUUAAAAAAUCAAAGUACUUCAAAUGAGUGUGUGGACAUUCAAAAUUCGAACAAUAAAAAGGAAUCACCUAAUGAAGAUUCUGAUAGUGAAGACUCCCAAGUAAGUUAUGUCGAUGACUUUGAGGAAGCUGGUGUUUCAGAUAACAGUAUAAAUGACGAUAUCCACAAUCUCGUCACGGAAAGUCGAAAUACAUUUUGCGCUUCUACUACUAAUGAUGUAAGACAUAAUCGUACAUUUCCAGAUCCAGAAUUGAGGGAAAUUGAAAGAAAUAAUGAAAUAUUAAUGAAAAAAAUAUUGUAUCAUAAUCGAAGACCUAACCAGUAUCAAUCAAAAUCUAGUGGAUUUAAAUUAUUAUCAAGCGCGGCAAUCAAUCGGAAACGUCAAGAAGCAAAAAUUGCUAGAGAAAAUCAAAUUCUGUUGAGGAAAAUUCAAAGUGUAAAGUCAUCUUUUCAAAAAUAAAAUUUUUAUAUAGUCA